AUGGCUACCCCUAAUGUCCUCGCUUUUCACGCUGAGGGUCGGGCCAUUGACUUUGACGUCUGGGUAGAUGACCUGCAGCUUUUCCUACAGUGCGAUAGGGCAGACGUUCUCUCCCUCUUUGACCUCACCUCUGGUGCCUCUCCUGCCCCUGCUGCUGAUGCCGACGCCACUGUUCGCUCACAGUGGGCCACACGCGAUGCUGCUGCAUGUCUUGCUGUGCGUCGCCACCUGCCUACCUCAAAGCGUGCGCACUUUAGCCAGUACAAGAGUGCUAAGACCUUGUACGACACUGUAGUUGCACGCUACUCCUCCCCUGCCAUUGCUGCACUGAACCGUCUCAUGCUACCGUACCUCUUCCCUGACCUUGCUGCCUUUCCCACAGUCGUCACCCGGCUCCCUGACUCCCUUUGCUUAGUCACGGACCACUCCCUCUCAGUUUGCCCCACCACACUCACCGUUGACCUCCUUGAGGAGCGCCUCCUAGCAGCAGAGAAGAGCAUAGUCGCUGUAGGAGCCUCUCGUGGUGACCCUCGCACCCCCGUCAUUGAGGGGUGUUCCCCUUCCCCCCUCUUGCCCUCUGUUGCUUCUGCUGGUGCGGCCGACCUCGUUGGUUUUGAGUCGGUCGGCGCUGCGUCUACCCCUAGCGGGAGACGCUGCAACGGCAAGGGCAAGGGGGGCAAGGGCGCAGGAGGGGCCGGCGGGGGCGGUGGAGGUGGUGGUGGAGGCAGUGGAGGGGGUGGGGUUGGUGGUGGGAGUGGUGGCGAGGGUGGCGGUGUCAGUGGCAGCAGUGGAGGCGGAGGAGGCGGCGGCGGUGGCGGAGGGAACGGAGGCGGCGGAGGUGGCGGAGGUGGCAGAGGCGGCGGAGGUGGCGGAGGCGGCGGCGGCAGCGGUGGAGCUGGUAGCGGCUUUGUGCAGAGGAGUGGGUCCAGUGGUGGUCUGCGCCAGCAGCAGCAACGCAGUCAUGAGACCCUGUCCCCUCAGCAGCUUCGUGAGUGGGCGGGAGUUGCUAUCUUUGAUCUUGACUUUGAUGCUAUUCUUGCUGCCAUGUAUGCUGUGUCUGAUAGUGUUGAGGGUGACAGUUACCUGUGUGUUCCGCCUGACCCGGGCAUUAAGGCUGCUGCUCUAGGUGCUAGUGCGUCUGCUGCCCCAGGUGCUGGUGAGUCUGCUCUCUCAGUUACCACGUCGGCUUAG
Closterium sp. NIES-65 is the source of this 1191-nucleotide messenger RNA. The record is from the annotation of a GenBank genome assembly. Lineage: Eukaryota; Viridiplantae; Streptophyta; Zygnematophyceae; Desmidiales; Closteriaceae.